AAAAAAAUUGUACGUUUUAAUUUGCAAAAGUUUCAAGCAUUUGGAAAAUUUUUCUACUCAUUGAAAAUCCGUGUAACACGGCCGCAUCGAGUGCAUUAUUGGCAAGUGAUUUUUUGGCACAGCCCGCCAGAAGAGAUAUGACGAAAUUAGGUUUUUCCAUUCCACGCGUACAUUCCGGGUCGACUACCUUUCGACGUCGAAAACACUCCUGUUCCCUUCAUCAACAUCAUCCACGGCAUUCAACAUCCUUCUCCAACAUUUUCUUUUCGUCAUCCUCACAAAGCACCUUUGAACCGUGCCGCGCCUUUAAACGGCAUGUUUUUGCACCCAACCGACUCGGCGAAGAGGCACGUCGGCGUGUCCUGCUCCUUCCAUUUGUUCGGGGAAAGCUUUGUACACCUGCCGCUAAAACACACAGCCGUGUCAUCUUCUUGCCUGGGUAAUUCGAUGAAAAACUCGAGGAACGGACAGUUUUCUGUCUCCCCCCUCCAU
This is a messenger RNA of Apis dorsata (giant honeybee), 492 nucleotides long. RefSeq lists its product as uncharacterized. The record is from RefSeq and is a predicted model, not a curated record. Lineage: Eukaryota; Metazoa; Arthropoda; Insecta; Hymenoptera; Apidae. The coding region runs from base 138 to 443 and encodes 101 amino acids. The transcript has 2 exons.